Molecule: messenger RNA, 1876 nt
Organism: Microbotryum saponariae
Lineage: Eukaryota; Fungi; Basidiomycota; Microbotryomycetes; Microbotryales; Microbotryaceae
Source: the annotation of a GenBank genome assembly
AUGCUCUCUCAGUCAACAGGUCGUCCGUUCUUGCGUUCGUGGGGAGGUUUUCUCUGUUUGUUGUGGAGCCCUCUGAGCUUGGUCCUCGCAGCCACGAUACCCAAUUCCCACUCUUCACUAUAUAACUCUGAUUUGGACUCCCGAACUCUCGCAAGAGUGAGGGAGAGGCUUGAUUCGGUCGCUCGUGAUGUGUGAGUUCGGCGCCUGGCUCUCGCCCGCGUGAUGAAGGUGGUCCGAGCCCAAUACGUCGCAGACUGCGCAGAAUUCCCCCUUUCACAUGCCUACUGGAUCGCUCAUCCCACGCUACGACCCAACUCUUAUCUUUUCCCUCCCAGCUGGGUCUCCGGUACCCAAACCGAAGCUUAUCUCGAACUCGACCAUCCUCAACUCACCGUCUUCAACCCCUUUGCCGAAUCCUCCCGUAACUGGGGAAUACUCGAAUCAUCUUUCCCAAAUUCCUCCAAUCGGAUCGUUUUAAAUUGGUUGGAGAGGUUAGGUCCUGAUGAUAAGCAAUUCGCAGUGAUCAAAGGUGGCGCUGCGGGUGAUCCGGCGAGUUUGGGGUAUGCUUGGAUGAUCGCGCAGGCGACGACGAGGGAUGAACGGACGCAGGAGAGAUUGGAGAGGAUGAUCGAGGCUGAGGUGGAGUGGUUAUUGGAAAAAGUUCCGAGGACGACGGACGGAGCGAUCAGUCAUCGAAAGGAAGUGACGCAGCUUUGGUAAGUUCGAUCUGAUGAGCACAGUGCGGCGGGCGUUCUCCGGGCCGAGUGGGACGACUAAGUUUUGACUUUGCGAUAUCUUCGGUCGUUCGCAGGUCCGACUUCAUUUGUAAAUCUCCCAUCUCACCAAACCUACUGGUCUCCGCAAUUCCACAGCUAACGAUCUCCGGCCCAUCACAGACAUGGUACCCCCCUUCCUCGCCGCCCGCGGCAUCGCCACGUCCAACCACUCCCUCCUCCUCGAAUCCUACAGACAAAUCAAACUUUACCGUUCCCACCUCCAAGAUCCCUCGACCCAUCUCUGGAGACACGUUCGUUACGGGUCUUGGGAAGAUCCGAGUCUUUGGGCCACAGGUCGGUUCGGAGUCAUUGCCUCUUUCCUUGACUCAAAAGAGUUCGGUGAACUAGGUUUGAAAAGCGAGCUGAAAUGACGCCGUUGUCCGAUACCUAUAGGGAAUGCUUGGGCCGCCGCGGGGAUUACUCGAGUACUUGCUACAUUGACGAACUCAUUUCAUGCGGAGACGUAUUCGCAUGAGAUAAGGGACCUCGCUCUUUGGGCGAAUGAGAUCGUCGAAGCCGGAUUCGCGAGGGUUAAAGUAAGCUUUCCUCUCAAAGUCCUCGGAACCCUCUGUCUCACUGAAUAAGCUUUCAUCUCGAGUCGAGUACAGAAGGAUGGCCUUCUGCCCAAUCACCUCGACGAUCCGUACGACUUUUCCGACUCUGCCUCGAGCGCUCUUCUCGCCUCGACGACCUUUCGUCUCCAUCAACUCGGGAUGAUCAGGAAACCCUCGACAACGCUGGCGACAGCCGAAAAGAUCCGUUCCAAAAUCAACGACAAGAUCGACCCAAAGACAGGAUGGUUGAGAGGUUGCGUCGUGAGUACUUCAAGUCGAACGCGCACGCGAGAAUGCCUUUAUUAUUAUUUUUGGCUGCGCACUCACUCUUUCUUCCAUUUCCCGACUUGUUACCAGAAUCCCCUGAGUUGGUAUCAACGAACGGAUCAGAGUCCCGAAGCGCAGGCUUUCGUGAUCUUGCUUGAAGCCGCGUGGCGUGAUUCUCGGAUGAAACGCGAACGAAACUCGAUCGCUUCAAAGGAGAAGGGUUUUGGAAGUCAAGGUACGAAACACCCGUCACAGCGACAGGUAAGCAAGGGGCAAUGA